This is a messenger RNA of Cynocephalus volans (Philippine flying lemur), 3373 nucleotides long. It is a transcript of the gene ZNF256, whose product is annotated as zinc finger protein 256. The transcript is spliced from 3 exons. The coding region runs from base 1 to 1884 and encodes 627 amino acids. Gene Ontology annotation, molecular function: DNA-binding transcription factor activity, RNA polymerase II-specific; RNA polymerase II cis-regulatory region sequence-specific DNA binding. The record is from RefSeq and is a predicted model, not a curated record. Gene Ontology annotation, biological process: regulation of DNA-templated transcription. Lineage: Eukaryota; Metazoa; Chordata; Mammalia; Dermoptera; Cynocephalidae.
AUGGCGGUGGCCUCGCCGAGGGAACCGUUUCAGGGUACUGUGACCUUUGAAGACGUGGCCGUGCACUUCUCCUGGGAGGAAUGGGGUCUCCUUGAUGAGGUUCAGAAGCGCCUGUACCAUGAUGUGAUGUUGGAGAACUUGGCACUUAUUACCUCUCUGGGAUGCUGGUGUGCAGCAAAGGAUAAGGAGGCAACGUCUCAACGGAGCAUUUCUGCACAAGGAUUGUCACAGGUUAGGACUCCCAAGGCUCAUCCUUCUCCCCAGAAGGCCAACCCCUGUGGGAUAUGUGGCCUGGUCUUGAGAGACAUUUUGCACUUGGUUGAGGGAUCACAUCAUGGGCAGAAACUGUACAUGGAUGGGGCAUGUGAGAAAUGGUUACAAUUCACUACAUACCUUCAUCAGCACCAGAAGCAGCACAUUGGAGAGAAAGGCUUCAGAAGCAACAUGGGCAGAGACUCCUUUCAGAACAGCUGCAAAUUGCAAGUAUCCUGGAAGCCCUUUACCUGCAGAGAGUUUGGGAAGGAUUUUCUGGCCAGCUCCGGAUUUCUCCAGCAACAGUUUACUCAUACUGGGGAGAAGUCAAAUAGCAGAACUGAGAGUACAGUGGCCUUUCACAGUGUAAAAAGUCAUUACAACUGGGGAGAAUGUAUGAAAGCUUUUAGCUACAAACACACACUUGUUCAGCACCAGAGAGUCCUCAGUAGGGAAAGAUGUUACAAGUGCAAUGAAUGUGGCAAAUUUUUUAGCACAAUCUAUAGCCUCAGUGAUCAUUUGAGAGUUCACACUUCAGAAAAGCCUUAUGAAUGUGGGGAAUGUGGGAGAUCCUAUAGGCAGAGUUCUAGCCUCAUUACACACCAAAGAGUUCACACUGGAGUAAGACCUCAUCAAUGUGGUGAAUGUGGAAAAUUAUUUAGCAGGAAAUAUGACCUCAUUGUACAUCAGAGAGUUCACACUGGUGAAAGGCCUUAUGAGUGCAGCAAAUGUGGGAAAUCCUUCAGCCAUAGCUCUAGCCUCAUUACACACCAGAGAAUUCACACUGGAACAAGACCUUAUGAAUGCAGUGAGUGUGGGAAAUCCUUUACCUAUAGCUCUAGCCUCAUUACACACCAGAGAGUUCACACUGGAACAAAGCCUUAUAGGUGCAGUGAAUGUGGGAAAUCCUUUAGCCAGAGCUGUCACCUCAUUAAACACCAGAGACUUCACACUGGAGAAGGGCCUUAUGAGUGUAGUGAAUGUGGGAAAUUUUUUAGCUAUAGCUCCCGUCUCUUCCAACACCAGAGAGUUCACACUGGAGUAAGAUCUCAUGAGUGUGAUGAAUGUGGAAAAUUAUUUAGCAGGAAGUUUGACCUCAUUAUACAUCAGAGAGUUCACACUGGAGAAAGGCCUUAUGAGUGCAGUGAAUGUGGAAAAUCCUUUACCUGCAAAUCCUACCUCAUUACACAUUGGAAAAUUCACACUGGAGCAAGGCCUUAUGAGUGUGGGGAAUGUGGGAAAUCAUUUACCCAUAGCUCUACACUCCUUCAACACCAGAGAGUUCACACUGGAGAAAGGCCUUAUGAGUGCAAUGAAUGUGGGAAAUCCUUUAGCCAGAGCUCUAGUCUCAUCAGACAUCGGAGAAGUCACACAGGAGAAAGGCCUUAUGUGUGCAGUGAAUGUCAGAAGUCGUUUAGCCACCACUCUAGCCUCAUUAAACACCAAAGAGUUCAUACUGGAGAAAGGCCUUUUGAGUGCAAUGAAUGUGGAAAAUCCUUUAGCCAGAGCUCUAACCUCAGUGAUCACCAGAGAGUUCACACUGGAGAAAGGCCUUAUGAGUGUAAUGAAUGUGGGAAGUCCUUUACCUUCAAUUCUAAUCUCCUGAAACACCAGAAUAUUCACAAGGGAUAAGGACCUUUAGGUAACACAGGUGGGGCUGUCAUAGACUGAAAAGUCUCUAUAGUAUUUAUAUAUUCAGUUGCUAACCCCCAAUGUAGGUGUGUUUAUAGAUAGGGCCUUUAAGGAGGUAAUUACAGUUAAAUGAGGUUAUAACGGUGGGGCCCUAAUUAAAUAUGAUCGGUAUCUUUAUGAGAAGAAGAAAAGACACCAGAGGGCUGUCUUUGCCCAUUUACAGAGGAAAUGUCAUGUGACAACACAGCAUGAAGACAGUCUGCAAGUCAGAAAGAGAGCCCUCACCAGAUCCUGACCAUGCUGAUGUCCUGACCUCAGAAUUCCACCAUCCAGGGCUAUGAUAAAAUAAAUUUUGUUGUUUAGGCCACCCAGUCUAUGGUAUUUGAUUGUGGCAGCUUGAGCUGACUAAUAUUGUGGUUUAUGAGUGAGUAAAAAUGGAGAGUGACAGCAUCGCAGCUACAUUCAAGGUGCCCCAGAAGGAUAGAAGAGAAGGAACAUUUUCCCAGUGGAUGGAUCUAUGAGCUGUUUGUCUAUUUUGUGUGGAUGAAUUAGUAUCCCAAGAUGACCAUAUAUGUAAAAUUUAUGUAAGCCAAAUUUCCAACAUAUCUUGGGCUCAACUAAAUUCUCUCAGUUCUUAGAACUCAGUGUCCUCUACUUACCACCUGUUGAGGCUCAUCUAUUCUUGGGUUCACAGAUACUUUUCUAGAUAUUUAUAUCAUUCUCAGUGAGUCAGCACCGCACCCUCCCGAUUGAGCCACGGGCUGGCCCCUAUAUCAUUCUCAGUGGGUAACUCCAUUAAUCCAUAUUAAUUGCUCUGUAAUUUAGUUGCUACACAACUGUUUUCUAGAUGUAAUCUCUAGAAUCCUUGCAGACACUAUCACUGCACUUACGGGUGAAAUGAUAACCACUUCCCAGAAAGGAGGUGAGAUCAUGGGAUCUCAAACCUUUAUUUCAGGGUUCAGAUUCCCACUUUCCACACCUGCAUGAAUUCCAUCAGCCACUGUUCUGGCAGCAAAUGUGACCAUUCUCAGAUAAGUGCCACAUUCUUGGAAUAGACUACAUCUCAGAAAAUUCAGUAAGAAAUGUUAUAUGGUAAAGCAAUUCUGGGGUUGGAACACAAAUACAGAGAUGCAUAAGGGUCAUAUUCUGAGGGACCCAGAGGCAUGGUGCUACCUCAUCUACUUGCUUUUGGGCUACCUACACUCUCCAUAUUUCCUCUUAAAGCCUUUGUUGGUUACUCCUCUCAUGGCUGACCACAUACACUGAAACUCACCUCUACUCUAAGAGCUUCAUUCCACACGAAGCAAGAAUACAAUGAUUUACUCAGCAUUUGGAUGGACAUUGAGCAUCUCUGUAGCGAUUGUUGGUAUGCACAUUUCUUAGGUUACUUGUGAUUGGUUUUCAGAUGGAAUCCUUAAGACUAUUUUACUAACAUGUCUCUGAUGAAUGCAAGAAAUAGGUAAUGCAUAAUUGAAUUUCCCCUUUUCAU